Ambispora leptoticha is the source of this 315-nucleotide messenger RNA. The record is from the annotation of a GenBank genome assembly. Lineage: Eukaryota; Fungi; Glomeromycota; Glomeromycetes; Archaeosporales; Ambisporaceae.
AUGGCUCCGCCAUAUCGUCAAGCAAAUAGCAUUAAUAAAACGAUUGAUCAAAUUGACAAUAAAGUUGAACUCGAUGAAUUUUUAAACUUGUUUAUUGCAUGGCUUACGAAAAUUGACGGCAAACCAUUUAAAGUUGAAUCAAUUAACAACUUCCUCAAGCCAUUUAAGAUUCCUACGAAUGAUCCUGAAAAAAUUAAAUUAUACAAGUAUCACCAAAGAAUGCCGUUGAAGAAAGCUACAAAUAAGAUUAUACUUCAACUUCCCAAAAGUGACAAACCGCUUAACAUUACUUUGAAUAUUUCACUUAAUAAUUAG